Pyrus x bretschneideri (Chinese white pear) is the source of this 908-nucleotide messenger RNA. Its product is annotated as ethylene-responsive transcription factor 12. The coding region runs from base 149 to 685 and encodes 178 amino acids. Gene Ontology annotation, molecular function: DNA binding; DNA-binding transcription factor activity. The record is from RefSeq and is a predicted model, not a curated record. The transcript has a single exon. Lineage: Eukaryota; Viridiplantae; Streptophyta; Magnoliopsida; Rosales; Rosaceae. Gene Ontology annotation, biological process: regulation of DNA-templated transcription.
CGUCCAGCCGACGAUUACGGAUGUCUGAGUGGGACCCCCAGUUUUUCACUUUCGACACCCAUUCAAGUUUUCAACUUCUGUCAAAAACCUCCUCUCUCUCACUUUCUCUCACUCAAAAGCUUUGCUUUCUCUCUCUCUAGAUCUUUCCAUGGCGACUGCAGCUGCUCCGUCUUCCUCCCGCGAGGGCCACUACAGGGGGGUGAGGAAGCGUCCAUGGGGCCGGUACGCCGCAGAAAUCCGGGACCCAUGGAAGAAGACGAGGGUCUGGCUCGGCACAUUCGACACGCCGGAGGAAGCCGCCCUCGCCUACGACGGCGCCGCCAGGACGCUCCGCGGCGCCAAGGCCAAGACCAACUUCCCUGCGCCGAUCCCCAGCGGCAUAUCCCUCGACCUCAACGCUCCCUCCGCCGCCCACUGGGCCACUCACUCCGGCCGCCUCGUCGAAUUCCUCCACACCGGCGUCCUCAACGACAUGGGCAGCGGCACUUCCACGAAUGAUACGCUGCCGUUGAUGGCGAGGAGGGAACCUCAGCAAACUCCAGUUGGUGUGGCGGGAAAUGUCGGCGGCGGCGGUAAUGCCACGGUCGCGGAAGGUUCGGGUUUCGGCAGUACGGCGUCUUUUCUGGGACUGGUCCGGCGUGGCUUGCCGAUUGAUCUCAAUGAGCCUCCUCCCUUGUGGCUGUGAAGAGUAGCAUUAAUCGUCCCGCCGUCGUUCUGUGUUUUUCCCUCUCAUCGCUGGUUCUAAUUAUCUCUCGCCAUAAUUUUUCUUUUUAUUUUAGUAUUUUCACUAAUUAUCUAAAGAAAAUCUUCACUGUUACGUUUCGGAUGUAUGAGGAUAUUAAUAUUUGAGAGAGGAAAAAAAUAAUGUUGUUAAAAUUAAAUUAUUAGAGAGAGGCUUUUUCUUUGUA